Molecule: messenger RNA, 5921 nt
Organism: Oryctolagus cuniculus (rabbit)
Lineage: Eukaryota; Metazoa; Chordata; Mammalia; Lagomorpha; Leporidae
Source: RefSeq, a predicted model, not a curated record
GGGAGGCCGGCAUCAGGGCAGGGUGCUUGGGGCUAUGGGAGCCAAGAGCCUCCCAGUGCAUUCUGGGGUCUUUGGUUAUGCCUGCUGGAUCAGAAAGAUGGGCCCUAGCCCCCAGACUAGAGAUGAGUGUGGGACGAUGGGCUGCCAAGCACAGCUCCUGCAGGGCUGCCUGGUGGCUGAGCACUCGAGUCUCAUCCCUGCUGCCCCAGGGCCCUCCCCAGCCUGGGCAGUUCCAGGGAGGAGCUUCCCCGAGCCGCACCAGCCCGGCUCCCAGGGAUGGAGAUGGGGUGGGUGCUCUCUGCUAGCCCAGAGCCCGCGCUCAUCUCCAGUUCUCAGGUUGUGGUGAUGCAAGAGUUCUGCCCUGAGCAGCUAGGCAACCUUGGCCAGCCACUGCCCCCUUUCAAAGGUGAACACAGCAAGAUUUAUGACAAGUACGCUAUCAGCCCAGAGGCGCAUAAAAGCAGGAGAAAGCGUGCUCGCCCGUCGUCUGCGCAGGAGGUUGUCCCGAGGCACCUGCAGCGUCCAGGCAUGGCUCUGUGGCCGAGCGUCUUCCUCCUGGGGCUGCUGCCGCUCCUGGGGCGAGGUGCAGAUCAGAUCCAAACCUCUUCUGGAAAGAACACAUUGGAAGGGCAGCUCUGGCCAGAGAGCCUGAAGACUUUUCCAUUCCCAUGCGACCCAAAGACAUUAGCAGAGAGCGUGCCCUCUGAGUCAGUUCACUCUCUGAGGCCUUCUGACAUUAAAUUUGUUGCAGCCAUUGGCAAUGUGGAAACUGCUCCAGACUCAGGGGCGGACGACCUAGAGGAGCAAGACGGGACGGAGAAGAGGCCAGAGCAGGCGUGCAUGGGCGUGGUGACCGUCCUUUCAGACAUCAUCGGCCGUUUCAGUCCUUCUGCUCUGAUGCCGCUGUGUCCUGAGACAAGACUUGUACCUCGUGGAGGUGCUGAAGACUUGUGGAUGCAGGCUACAGAGCUGGUGAGAAGCAUGAGAGAGAACCCGCAACUUGACUUUGAACAUGACUGGAAGCUCAUCAACGUGUUCUUCAGUAACACAAGCCAGUGUUUCCCGUGUCCCUCUGCUCAACAGAAGGGGCUCGUGCUGGGGGGCAUGGACAAGCUGACAAGGACCCUGGACUACCUGCAGCAGGAGGUCCCCAAAGCGUUCGUCAACCUGGUGGAUCUCUCGGAGUUGGCAGCAUUCUCUCGCUGGCGUCAGGGGGCUCAGCUCAGCCCAGCAGCCGAGCCCUGCAGGUGCUUAAGGGAAACCUCCCAGCUGACCAAGGUCCUGACGCAGUGGUCCUACCUGGAAGCCUGGGACAGCCUCCUGGCGUCCAGCAAGUACAACACACAGGAGGCCUUCGCGGUGGUCUUCCAGCCUUUCUUCUACGAGAGCUCGCUGUCGGCGCUGUUGGCGGAGCCCCCACUCCAGGACCCCACCACGCUGGCCCUGAGUCUCUGGAACAGAAUGAUGGAGCCCAUAGGGCGCAAAGAAGAGCCGUUCAGUGAGAAGGAGAGGAAGCCACUGAGAUGCCCCUCACAGGAGAGCCCCUACCUAUUCACCUACAGGAACAGCGGCCAGCUGACCAGGGUGUCACAGCCCCAGGGGAAGCUCGAGGUGAGAGAAGGGACGGAAAUCCGCUGUCCCGACAAGGACCCCUCCGACUCGGUUCCCACCUCAGUUCACAGGCUGAAGCCCGCCGACAUCAAGGUCAUAGGCGCCAUGGGUGACUCCCUCACGGCAGGCAACGGGGCGGGGUCCCAGCCUGGGAACAUCCUGGAUGUCUUUACUCAGUACCGAGGCCUCUCCUGGAGCGUCGGGGGCGAUCAGAACAUCAGCACGGUCACCACCCUGGCCAACAUCCUCCGGGAAUUCAACCCUUCCCUGCAGGGCUUCUCCGUCGGCACCGGGAGAGAGACCACUUCCCAAGCCUUCUUCAACCAGGCAGUGGCGGGCGCCCGAGCCGAUGGGUUAAUUCCCCAGGCCCAGCGGCUGGUGGCCCUGAUGAAGAAUGACACGAGGAUAAAUUUUCAGGAGGAUUGGAAGAUAAUAACCGUGUUCAUUGGAGGCAACGACCUCUGUGAUUUCUGCAAUGACCCGGUGCGCUACUCCCCCCAGAACUUCACGGACAACAUCGGGACGGCCCUGGACAUCCUCCACGCUGAGAUUCCCCGGGCCUUUGUGAACCUGGUGAAGGUGCUUGAGAUCUCCAAGCUGAGAGAGCUGUACCAGGAGACUAAAGUGAGCUGCCCCAGGAUGAUCCUCAGGUCUCUGUGUCCCUGUGUCCUGAAGUUCGAUGACAACUCCACAGAAAUUGCCUCCCUCAUCGAAACGAUCAAGGAGUAUCAGGAGAGGACCCAGCAGCUGAUUGACAGCGGGCGAUACGACACGAGGGACGACUUCACGGUGGUUUUGCAGCCGUUUUUUGAAAAAGUGAACAUGCCAAAGACCCAGGACGGGCUACCCGACAACUCUUUCUUCGCGCCCGACUGCUUCCACUUCAGCAGCAAGGCCCACGCGCACGCAGCUAGCGCCCUCUGGAACAACAUGCUGGAACCUGUUGGCCAGAAGACAACACACAAUGAUUUUGAAGGAGCAGUCAACAUUACGUGUCCAAACCAGGUCUGGCCGUUUCUGAGUACCUACAAGAACAGCGUGCAGGGUUUUGGGACCUGGCUGCCGUGCAGAGACAGAUCCCCGUCUGCCUCGCCCCCCACCUCAGUGCACGCCCUGAGACCCGCAGAUAUCCAAGUUGUGGCUGCUCUGGGAGAUUCUCUAACUGCUGGCAUUGGAAUUGGCUCCAAACCAAAUGACCUCUCAGAUGGCACCACUCAGUAUCGGGGACUGUCAUAUAGUUCAGGAGGGGACGGCUCCCUGGACAACGUGACCACCUUGCCUAAUAUCCUCCGGCAGUUCAACAGCAACCUCAUGGGCUUCGCCGUGGGCACUGGUGAUGCCAGUGGCACCAAUGCUUUCUUCAACCAGGCUGUUCCCGGAGCAAAGGCGAGGGAUCUUAUGAGCCAAGUGCAGACUCUGGUUCAGAGGAUGAAGGACGACCAUAGAGUAAAUUUCCAAGAAGAUUGGAAGGUCAUCACGGUGCAGAUCGGAGCCAGUGACUUGUGUGACUACUGCACGGAUUCGAACCUGUAUUCUGCAGCCAACUUUUACGACCAUCUCCGAGACGCCUUGGACGCCCUCCACAGAGAGGUGCCCAGAGCUCUGGUCAACCUCGUGGACUUCAUGAACCCAAGUGUCACACGACAGGUGUUCCUGGGGAACCCCGACAAGUGCCCAGUGCAGCAGGCCAGCGCCCUGUGUAACUGCGUCUUGAGCCCCCGGGAGAACUCCUAUGAGCUGGCCCGGUUGGAGGCCCUCGCACAAGCCUACCAGAGCAGCCUGCGGGAGCUGGUGGAGUCCGGCCGCUACGACACGCGGGAGGACUUCUCCGUGGUGCUGCAGCCCUUCUUCCACAGCAUCCAGCUCCCCGUCCUGCAGGACGGGCGCCUGGACACGUCUUUCUUCGCCCCAGACUGCGUCCACCCAAAUCAGAAGUUCCACUCCCAGCUCUCCAGAGCCCUCUGGCGCAAUAUGCUGGAGCCCCUGGGAGGGAAAACGGAUGCACUGGACCUGACGGCAGCCAUCACCCUCACCUGCCCCACUCAGAACGAGCCUUUCCUGAGAACCUUCCGGAACAGUGACUACACCUACCCCAGCAGGCCAGCCGUCGAGAACUGGGGCAGUGACUUCCUGUGCACCGCGUGGAAUGCUUCCAGGGGUGUUCCGAACUCAGUCCAUGAGCUCCAACCAGGAGAUAUCAAAGUCGUAGCUGCCCUGGGUGACUCGCUGACGCUGGCCAUGGGCGCUCGACCAAGCAACUCCAGUGACCCACCCAUGUUCUGGAGGGGCCUCUCCUGGAGCAUUGGUGGGGACGGGGCCUUGGAGACUCACACCACACUGCCCAACAUUCUGAAGAAGUUCAACCCUUCCAUCCUGGGGUUUUCUACUGGAACCUUGGAGGGAACCAUGGGACUCAACGUAGCAGUGCAAGGGGCCAGAGCUCAGGAGCGUGCUGUGCUGGGUGUUUGCUUUGUAGGAGGACUGCUGCGUGGAGGUCACCAGGGAAACGCGGCUGCGUGACUCACUGUUUACAGGGACUGCUCCCCGCUCCCCCCAGCAGCCCUCACCUGGGCCCUUGGCUGGGUUUGUAAGUCUGAGCCACAGGAAGCGUUGUCAGUUCCUCAACGUCACAAGCAGGAAGAAGUUAUUUUUCUGCAAAAAUACUGGGCUUUGCAGAGCCAUGGUGCCAACGUCAGAUCACUGUAGUCAUUGUAAUUUCCAUAGCGCAGGCUUCGAGAAGCAGGGGUUUGUGUCUUGGUCUGCGGGCGCUGAAGCCCUCCCCCCUUUCUCUCCCUUUUGUCUGUCUCGUGCUGCUGAGCCUCUCUGCCAGAGGAGCUGGGAACUGCAGCAGCUGAUGUCCAGCAUUAGAGAGAGGAGAGCAAGCCCUUGACUGAAGCAAGGUUGUGGAAUUGUUCGGGGACUCUAUCACCACUCUGUCAUUCACAACACUGUGGACGAGACCGAGUUCACCUGCGGACAGAGAUAAACUGCACAGCCCGGCACCUAAGAUGAUGAGGUCUAGGGGUUUAGAGUGGCUGUGUCUAUGUCCCAGCUCUAAGGCUUGCCAGCUGGGGGAACGUGGGCAAGUUUCCUGGCCUGAGUCUUCUUUGUGUCAUCUGUAGAUGGAGAUAACAAAAGUACCCCCUCAGUGUAGGCAUAGGGGGAACUGAGGUUAAAUAGUCUAUUUAGCACAGCACAGAAUAUGCAAGCACACAGAAGUGUUGGUGUUAUUAGGAAAUCAAAGUUUUAUUCCAGGUCUAACCUUCAGCGAUGAGCAAGGAUUUGUUCAGUUGCUGCAAAGGACUGGGCCCGAGGUGGACCCCAAAAGGCGAGUCCCCUGUGCCUGGAGAGCUCGCGGUCUGGUUGAGGAGAGUGAGCCAUGGGGAAAUCGCUUCUGGAAAAAAGACAGCGUUGUGUGUGUGGAAGACUCGCUGCCCGAAGCCUCCUGUGCUUGGUCGUGGAGCGCAGCUAGGGGAACGGAACAGUAUCAAGUAGCAGCUGGGCCCUCUAAACAUAGACACAGACCCCGUCAUCCUCCAGUGCGACCUCUUCCCUUAGAAAUGGAGUUGGCCCUAGCGGGAUUCAGGCACUCAUGCAAGCAGCGCCCACAGCAAGUUAACAGCAGAGCUGCAGGUGGAAGCCCUGGUCCCUGGAGUUAAAAAGGAGGUAGAGGGGAUGUGAACGGGCUCAGAGGAAAGGUUUGACUCAAUUCGGGCCUGGAGCGAGGCGGGAGGUGGCUGCGGGCCUGCCUGCCUUCCUUCCCUGGCGACCGGUGAGGGCUUACCACCCAGGAAUCCUCUGGGGCACAUCGUGAACCUGUCAAAGUGAUGGGCACGUCUGUGGUCACCUUUAACCAGGCAGGCUUUCCUCCUGGCGUUCUGAUGGGCUCAUCACCAGCUAUAAGGUAGGGGUGUGAUCCGAGAUGUGUAGAUUCACCUCGAUGAGUACAAGGGCAGGGGUGGGGCUGUGUGUGCUUGACCACGGGCCCAGCUGCCUGCAGACAGGCAAAGAUUGGAAGGGGCCCAGCCGGUGCUGGCUACUGCUUUUGUGACUUCUUGCACAAUAGUUUGGUUACGUGCCCUUUGCUGCCCUCUCUCUCACACACACACGCUGUGCAUCUAUAGAAACAACUUUAUUGAGGUCUAAUUGACAUGCAAUAAACUUUACAAAAGUAUAGGAUUUGGUAAAUUCUGUCAUCCGUAUACACCUGUGAAGCCAUCAUCACUGUCAAGAUGACAACCCUGCUCAUCCCCACAGCUGCCUCCUGCCCCGUUGUCAUCUCUCCCUCCCACCCCUUCCUGUCUCUCCAG